This is a messenger RNA of Pristis pectinata (smalltooth sawfish), 2629 nucleotides long. Its product is annotated as RNA guanine-N7 methyltransferase activating subunit-like. The transcript is spliced from 3 exons. Gene Ontology annotation, molecular function: RNA binding. The coding region runs from base 60 to 422 and encodes 120 amino acids. Gene Ontology annotation, biological process: RNA 5'-cap (guanine-N7)-methylation. Lineage: Eukaryota; Metazoa; Chordata; Chondrichthyes; Rhinopristiformes; Pristidae. The record is from RefSeq and is a predicted model, not a curated record.
GGAAAAUUUUCUGGCGAUCCAUGGGGACCGGAAGUGCUGAUGUCUGGGGACAGAGUUAGAUGCCGCACGCGGAAGCGGAAAUGGAUCGUGGUUGCGGCGGGAGAAUGUCCAGUGAAACAGAACCUGCUCCAGAUUAUGAGGAAAUGUUUGCUCACCGGUUCACGAUAGCUGAUGCAGAGUAUCAAGAAAUGGUGAAGAGUGUGGCUGAUCCUCCACCCAUUGUAGAGGACUGGAUGAGCCGGCCCAGUGGGAAUCGCAGGUCACAAGACUAUAGACCCUAUCGAGGGCGCAGUGACAAUCGCAAGUGGUCAAAUAAUCAACCGUGGCAAGGCAGAGAUUGCAACUACAAUCGAUCUGUGUCUUAUGAAUCGUACAGCCAAGGCACCAAUUCACACUGGAAGUCGAACCACCAUCCUUACUGACUCUGAAACAUGACUGAAUCAAUCAACUGUGUGAAAUGCCAUUAUAAUUAACAGCAGAUGGGAAAUAGAUUGUAACAGCCAAAUUUUACAAAAGCCCAUUUCAGCAUUAUUGCCAUUUGCGGAUUGGUAGUUUGGGGAAAGUUAAUAGUUUGUGUGUGGAAGCUUUGGGCAGUUCCUGGCACUGUGUAGUAAAACUUGCAUGUGGUCAAAGUGUGGUGUUCAAUUGUGUAAAACAUUGAAUGCUUUUAUUGGGCUGAUACUGAUUCCAGGAUGGGUCACCCCCUCUCCCCAUCACUGAACAUUGAUCAUAGAACAGGCCUCCCCCACCUCCUCCCCUGCAGCCAAUAUUUGUUCGUGUCCAGCAUGAGGGCAAGUACUGCUGCAGGUUGUUUGGUAACGGAGCUUGGUCCUUCCUCUCCUUGGCUGCUUAAUGGUGCAGCUGAACUGGAUUUAGAAUAUAUUCAGUGGUAAUCUCCACAUCACUGUGUUAUUCCACAUCGAUUCAGCUCAAUCCAUACCAAGACUCUCAGCUCCCUGUGAACUGCUGACAGCCAGAGAUCCAGUUAUACAAUGAAAGAGAAAAUGAGGCAGAGUGUUAAAUGACAAGAAGUGAGUCCCACAGAGAAGGUAUAGUGGAGCCUUAUGCAAUCUCGCAUUCCUGAUGUAAUGUGAUUCAAUUACCAAGGAUUAUGGCUGACCAACAACUAAUUUCCUUACUUGCAUAAAGAGAUAUUUAAUUACUUUUAACAAUGUUUCUUCCUGUUGUAGGUGGUUGUCGUUUUUGUUUAGAUUACAGUUAAUUUUAGCACUGACUGUGUGCAAGAUUUUGCAAUGCUGAGCUGUGCACCUGGCUGGUGGUUUUGAUGACCAAAAGUACGCCAGUUGAGUGCAAGUACACAGCCGCUAAUGGUCGCGAUAUCUCAAUGGUAUUCGCAACAAGGACAGAGGAAGCUUUUCGCUUCCUACCUGAAUGUUGGCAGUUUGACGUGGAGUGAGUAUCUGUCAUUGUCAGUGAGGGCAAUAAUCUAUCAGGUCUCUACCAGAUCAGGUUAACUUAGCACCAUUCUCCUUUGCCUUUGUCUCACCUUAUGUUUGGAAGCUCUCCCAGCAACAGGUAUUUGAAGAAGAUAGGGUAAAUUGAAAAACGUGUUCAAUUUGUUAAGUGUCUUUCAAAGUUGUCUGUAUGUUAGGAUUAUGUUUUUCUUCCAUGAGUUUAAUGUCACUUCACAAUGGGAUCCAGUGAUCCAGCCAAUACCAAGGAAACCAUGAGGUCGGUUAACCUUUAAAACUAAUGUUAUUAACUCAAAUUUCCAUUUCUGAACUUUGAACUUCACUCACAACAUUCCUGGUGAUCUAAGAGACUUCCUUGCUGUUUUCUGUUUUACCCCUAGAAAUUGAGUUCUGAGAUCAUCAGGUUCAUUGAGUUCUGAGAUCAUCAUAAAGUAACAAACUGCUGGAGGAACUCAGUGGGUCCAACAUCAUCUGUGGAGGGGAAAGAAUUGUAAACAUUUUGGGUCGAGGUCCUGAUGCAGGGUCUUGACCUGAAACGCUGACCAUUCCUCCUCCCACCCCCUACAGAUGCUGCUUGACCCACUGAGUUCCUCCAGCAGUUUGUUCUUUGCUCCAUUGCUCCAGAUUCCAGCAUCUGCAGUCUCUUGGAUCACCAGGAAUGUUGUGAGUGAAGUUCAAAGGCUGCAUUGUCAAUGGAACUUUGAGCUAAUAAGUUUAUUUUUAAAAGUUAACUGACCUCGUGCUUGCUUUAGUAUUGGCGGGAUCACCGGACUGUCCCAUUGUGAGGCGACAUUGAACUUUAUUUUGUACUGCCCCAUAUUAAAGAUAGGGUUUGGAUAACUUCAACUGCCUUCCCUCCCCAACUCCCCAUUGCUGAUUCCUGAUUAACCCCAUCGACAAGCACAGUGGAGACCAACUUACAACAACCCACACUCAGCCCGUCCAGAGGCAAAUGGUUAGUAUCAUACCAACUGGGACAUGGAUACUCAUAGACUUAGCGCGGACCCUGGAAGACUAGUUUACACUGAAUAUGGUUUAUAUCUUAUUUUUGUACACUUGUGUCUUUCAAAUAUGAUCAAAGAACAAAUAAAAAGGAGCAUUCCUUAAAGUAUGUUUAAUGCCUGAUACUAGCUGAUAUAUUCAUAACCUAGCUACAGAAUUUAGAAUUAUCACUGGUUAAUAAUAAAACAAGCUUC